Molecule: messenger RNA, 837 nt
Organism: Plenodomus lingam JN3
Lineage: Eukaryota; Fungi; Ascomycota; Dothideomycetes; Pleosporales; Leptosphaeriaceae
Cellular component (GO): membrane; endomembrane system
Source: RefSeq, a predicted model, not a curated record
AUGACAACGGCCGCUCGGUACCGCCGCCCAGGGCAAUCGCCAGAUACAGACACCGAUCCCAAAACGUCGUCUGUACCCCCGACCUCGCCCGCGGCAAAGGACGAGGCCGAGCUGAAGAAGGCGGUCGAGGAACAAGCCGUCAAGACAUCCAAUGGCUUCUCGGUUCUCGAUAUCCUGCGGAUACUGGGGGGAAUUCUGCUCCUCAGCAGUGGACUGAGCUAUCUGAGCACGAGUGGAGAGAGCAUGACGUGGGGCUACAAUGCGUGGUGGACGCGUGCACGAGAGUGGAAGAAACUCAUGAAACCCCAAAUCACCCUCACCGACGCCGAACUCGCCCUCUACAACGGCGCCGACCCCAACAAACCAAUCUACCUCGCCCUCAACGGCACAAUCUACGACGUCUCCUCCUCGCCCCAGACCUACGGCCCCGGCGGCUCCUACCACGUGUUCGCCGGCAAAGACGCCGCCCGCGCCUUCAUCACAGGCUGCUUUGCAGAGGACUCGGUGCCGGAUUUGCGCGGUGCAGAGUACACAUUUGUGCCCCUGGAUCCAGAGGAGAAGGAAGGAGCAACGGCAGAGGACAAGGAGCGUGCGAAGAAGAGAUCCAAGUUGUCGAGUGCGGAGCGCAAGAAUCGGCAUGCGCAGGAGUUGCGGAGUGCGCGCAAGCAGGUGCGGGAUACGUUGGAGGGUUGGCAUGCGCUGUUUAGGGGGGACAAGGGGAAGCCGUAUUUCAAGGUCGGUGAGGUGAGGAGGGAGGAGGGCUGGUUGGAAAAGUUGCCGAAGAGGGAGUUGUGUGAGCAGGCGAGGAAGGCGAGGCCGGUUAGGAAGUAUGAGUAG